GCUAAACUAAUGUGACAAUGACAAGAAAAAUCAAAACAAACUCAUAACAAACUGCAAAGAAGUCUAAUAACUAAUUUUUAGUUUUUCAGUGAAUUUUCUGAUUUUUCCACCGUUUUUCAGUGCCAUUUCAAAGUUUAUUGAUCGCUGAAACAUGUGAAAACAUUUGUAUGUGCAGAAAUGUGAUAGAGACGUUAGAUUUUGUUUGUGUAACAAGCGUAACUUGUUAUUACGAUGCUUACAAGGAAACCUGUAUUUAUUAGGCCAGGUGAUGACACUCUCUACCCAAUAAAAAACAAAGAUGGAGCCAUAGAGACACUUAUAAACCCAAACAUAGACUCAGCUUUGACCAUAGACAAGGAUGCACAGACAAACUUUGUGUACAACAGAUACCACCACCUACCAUUAGAGACACAAAGGCAGAAGCUACCUGUCUUUCAGUAUAGGAACCAUAUACUGUAUCUGUUGGAGAAAUAUCAAACUUUGAUCUUAAUUGGUGAAACGGGGUGUGGGAAGUCUACUCAAGUACCUCAGUAUCUCUACGAAAUCGGCCACAAGGUAUGCGUAACACAGCCGCGCGUGGCCGCGGCGCUGUCGCUCGCGAGCCGAGUCGCGGACGAGCGCGGCGAGCCGCUCGGCGAGCGUGUUGGGUACGCCGCUGCUAUGACUGCUAUGCGCACUCUGGACACCGGUAUAGUGUUCAUGACAGAAGGGGUUCUUUUGAGGGAGAUGUUUGCAUCACCGUUGCUUAUGCAGUACUCAUGUAUAGUUCUAGAUGAGGUCCAUGAAAGAUCACAAAUGACAGACGUUCUGAUGGGGUUAUUAAAAAAAAUUGCAAGAAAAAGAAAGAACCUAAAAAUAGUAGUUUCAUCAGCAACUAUGGACGCGGAUUUCCUGAAAGACUUCUUCAAUCUGAAGGACAAAAAGGACAAAGGCAGAAGCACGUCAGUUAUCAUGGCGAUGCAAGGCAGGACACAUCCUAUAGACGUAUUUUACGUCGAAGAACCGGUACCAGAUUAUGUGAAAGCCACAGUCGACACAGUUAUAAAGAUACAUGAAAAUGAACCUUUUGGGGACAUACUGGCGUUCCUGACUUCACAAGAAGAGAUACUCUCUGCUUUGGAUGUUUUAGACACAUAUGCGUCAGAGAAUAAUGAGAAGAACAAAUAUAGGAAGCAAUUCCCCAGCGGCAUAUCCGCGUCCAACCUGACCAUAGUACCGAUGUAUGGAAGCCUACCGCAUUAUAAGCAAGUGAAAGCGUUCCAGAUGUGUGAUAGAAAUGUGAGGAAAGUGGUGCUGGCAACUAAUAUCGCUGAGACUAGUGUCACUAUACCCGGCGUUGUUUAUGUGAUCGAUUGCGGGUUCCACAAACUCCCACACUUCGACCCAGCGGUGGGCGUGGAGAGUGUGUCCGUGUGUCCCAUCUCUAAGCACAACGCCACGCAGCGGGCGGGCCGCGCGGGCAGGACUAGUCGCGGGAAAUGCUAUAGAUUAUACACAGAAUCGGAUUAUGACGACUUACCACCAAGUGUGCCGCCCGAGAUGUGCAGAAGUGAUCUAUCAGCCAUAUUAUUACAGUUAAAGGCACUAGGAAUACAUAAUUUACUAAGGUUCACAUUUCCGACCCCACCUCCCGCCAAAAGUCUACUUGCGGGGUUAGAGACCCUAUACGCAUUAAAAGCAAUUGAUAAAGAAGGAGAUUUGACUGAAGAUUUGGGGGUCAAAAUGGCCGAAGUACCCUUAAAACCUAUGUGUGCCAAAAUGCUGUGUAGUAGCGGUGAUUUCGGAUGCAUAGAUGAAAUUCUAUCAAUAGUAUCGAUGUUGCAAGUGGAUGGUAUUUUCACCAAACACGCCACGGGUAGAGACAACAUAGCCGCUAGAAUAUCUAGACGGAAUCAUUUUGAGGUCGCCGAAGGUGAUAUAAUAAUGUAUUUGAAUAUAUUCGAUUCAUAUCUAAAAGUAAGAUCGAACUUAGAUGAAAAGAGAGCAAAAAAAGCAUGUAAAGACUGGUGUCAGAAGAUGUAUAUCAAUUAUAGGGUUAUGGAAAAGGCAGUGGAAAUAAGAAAUAGUUUUGAGAAACUAGUCAAAAAUAAAUUCGAACUGACGAAUGCAACAUUCGAAGGACUGGAUUUAGGAACAGAAAAAUGCGUUCGAGUAAUGAAAGCAGUACUAUCGGGUUUGUUCCCUCAAGCCGCGUACCUAUCGCCGGAUAACACGUACCGCGGUAUCCGAGGCGCGGUAUUACAUAUCAGCCCCGAUUCCUGCUUGUAUCAUGUCCAACAACCAAAAUGGGUGGUAUUCGCGAGCGUGCAGAGUGCAAGUGAUAAGACGUACAUGCGUGACAUGAUGACCAUAAACAAGCAAUGGCUAACAGAAAUCGCGCCGCAUUACUAUAAGGAGACUUGACUAUGAAUAAACUUUUUUAUAAGUA
Molecule: messenger RNA, 2428 nt
Organism: Maniola jurtina (meadow brown)
Lineage: Eukaryota; Metazoa; Arthropoda; Insecta; Lepidoptera; Nymphalidae
Product: probable ATP-dependent RNA helicase DHX35
Exons: 16
Coding region: 232-2403 (723 amino acids)
Cellular component (GO): catalytic step 2 spliceosome; intracellular anatomical structure
Molecular function (GO): ATP binding; RNA binding
Source: RefSeq, a predicted model, not a curated record